AUGCAACAGCAACGCCUUGGAGCUAGCGCCAAUGGUGUACUGUUCCUCACGGUUUCUGGACACGAAGCAGUCAACAGCACAACUGACACGAGUACUUUGCAAGCGGCGUCAAUGACAGUGAGGCACUUGUCUUUGCAAGGGCACGUUGAAGCAGAGAUACUUCAGUGGAUUGUCAACAAUGGCAACUGGACCUCGUGCACGACGGUGCGCAUCACUGGUGUGCAGUUCCCAGCGUUUCAUUUGAGCGUGCUCAACGAUUUUCCCAUCCUGGAUGAGGUGGCUGUUCAAGACAACACACUACUCCAGGAAGUUGACAAAGAGGGGUUCAAACAUGCAGCACAGCUGUUUGCGCUUCGUUUGCGAAACAACUCCCUUGCAUCAGUUCCAAAGCAUCAGCAAGGCAACAUUCCCACUGGCGCGUUUCAUUCACUGAAGCACUUGACAUGGCUGGAGCUGGGCGCAAACCCGAUUCGGCAGCUAGACGCACACGUGUUUGCUGGCCUAACGCAGCUGCACACAUUGCAUGUGGGUGGCACCCUCCUGACCUCCCUGCCACCCACCAUCUUUCAGACAAACCGCCGAUUGAAUGACGUCGUUCUCGAAGGGAACCUCCUCACGUCCCUCCCAGACUUUAUCUUUGCUGGGCUAACUUCUCUACGCCACCUGUCCUUAAACAACAACCACCUGACAUCACUGCAGCCAACUCUGUUUCGAGAUUUAGUCUCCCUGAGCGACUUGAGCCUGAGAGACAACCAAUUGACAGCAUUGCCUGACCGGCUCCUUGAUUCAUGCUACCGCUUAAAAUGGCUGUUCUGUCACAACAACCGCCUCAGUGUGCUAGCCCCCGACCUAUUCGCGCACACGCCCAACUUGCGGGAGGUCACUUUCGAAAACAAUCGCCUUCGUCACGUUGACGGGCUGUUUGACACAGAGUUUCCACGCCUCGAGCGCAUUGACAUGGCGGCGAACAAGCUGACCCGGUUUCUCAUUCCCAACCCAUGGCCUUCCCUGCACACCCUCGUCCUGGGCGACAAUCCCAUGCAAUACAUGCCAGACAUGACGAAAGCGCCUGCACUUCGUGUGCUGCGCAUGCAGAACCACGAUGUCAAAAGGAUCGAUCUCACACCGCUUCUGACUCUUCCAAAUCUGACAACUGUCGAGCUGGACGCAGCGCAUGAUGACGACAAAACGAGCAGAGCAGUGUUCGAGGCCACCAACUUGACACCUUCUCCACACCUGCGCACCCUCAGCUUGCAACACGUGGACGUGAGUGAGGUGCUUGGCUACCUGCUGCAACUGCCACUUCAGCUUCGAGUGAUUGGACUGGGAUGGCCCGGCGUCGACAACCGCACUUUGCCAUUGGAAAUGGUAUGCAAUGUACUGGCAGACGAGGUGGACGUGUUUCGCCUCGUCAACACACGGCACACGAGGUUGCAUCUCUGUACGAACAAAACCUUCCAAACUGUUCAGAUCCAACGCAACAAGCACCUCAAGUUGGUCAUCGUCCCCAGCGCGCUGAGAGAGCUGAACGCGUCCGAUUGCACGCAGUUAACUCAGAUUGACGCGCCGUUCAUCGAUGUGUUGGACAUCAGCAACACACGCAUUCAGCCCAGCACUGCCUUGUGCACGCGGUGGGGCCGCCGUGUUUUCUUUGCGCGGAACCUGAGGGCCGAGAGCAACUUCAACUCGGUGUCUGCUCCGGCUACCAUUUCCACAUGCCUGUUUCUCCUUGAUGUGGUUGAUCUCUCGGGGAACAAGUGGCUGCAUGACCCAGCCGAAGUCAACCGAAUCGUGGGACACGAGAUCGCCCUAUCCGAAUCAAAUCUCCGCCGCAACGGACGAGUUUUUCCUCGCAGGCCUCGAGCGCCAGUGCUACAACUGCAAGACGCUCCCAUCGAUUGCGCGCUUCACCUCUCGAGCGGAGACUUUGAUCUUUUCGAUAACACGAUCCCUGGGCUAGUUGGUUCAGUCACUGAGAUUGUGUACUCCUUUCAUUGCCAGUGCUCACAAGGGCAUGAGAUGCGACGCGGGCGGUGCGAACCAAUUGAGCUCGACAUUGUGCCGGCUGUGCUGGGGACGAUCGCUGGCGUGCUUGCACUGCAAGCGUUGCUGUUCCUCGGGUACCGCACGUACAAGAGGCAAAGGCGUUUACAAGCAGACAACGCGCUUAAGGACCAAUUGCUGGUGGAGAUGGACGAAGAGGUGAUGGCGCUGAAGAAAGCGUGGGAGAUUGGAUACGAUGAGCUGAAAAUGAUUAAGCGGGUGGCUGCGGGUGCAUUUGGCGUGGUGUUCAUGGCAGAGUGGGACACGGUGACGGUGGCCGUCAAGGUGCUGCAGCAAGCCGUCAUGGCAUUUGGUGAGAGCACGGUGUUGGAAUUUGAGAAGGAGGUGGAGUUCCUGCAGCGGACACGGCAUCCGCACGUGGUGCGGUUCUUUGGUGCGGGGACAGAUCCCAACGGCAGCCCGUUCCUGGUGCUGGAGUUUGUUGCUCUGGGGUCCCUUAAAGAUUUGUUGGAGAAGGACGUGGAGCAAGUGUUAACGGAGGUGGAGCAAGGGAAGCAAAGCGGGGAAAACAGUGUGGAGGAGGGUGUGACAGCAUCAGAGAUCGUGGGUGAGGAAUUGACGUUGGUGAGCACAGGAAUCGACAGAAGCGUUGAGACGAUGACUGUGUGGGAGUUGAAACUGCGCCUGCUUCGCGACGUCGCCAGUGGUAUGGCCUUUAUCCACAGCCUCGACCAGAUGCACCGGGACUUGAAGAGCGGCAACGUGCUGGUAUCAUCGUCGCUGCGUGCCAAGAUUACGGACUUUGGGUCCAUUCGCCAGUGCUUCACGCGUGACAGAAAUCAGCAGCAAAGGACACGCCUGUCCUCAAGCCAUGAUGAUGAUGAUCCGCAGUACAGCCAGCAGGCUGUACUGCAAACGAUGACGAGCAUGACGCUGACGGCUGGGGUGGGGACGCCACUGUACAUGGCACCAGAGGCACUGACGGGCGACAAGUACAGCUUCGAGGCAGACGUGUUCAGCUUUGGCGUGCUGAUGUGGGAGGUGGCGACACAGCGACCACCUGAUCUGAUCGAGCAGGAGAAGGGGAGUGGGUAUCGAGGCCCGAUCCUCGCCACCAUCAGCAACCUGAUGGCAGAUGGAAAGCGGCUCAAGUUUGAAGACAGCGAACAACAUGCCAUCCCCGAGUGGCUCCAGUCGCUGACGUACAAAUGCAUGGCGCAGAGCCCGCGUGAACGACCAUCGUUUGGAGAACUCAAGGACCACCACUUUGCUUGA
Salpingoeca rosetta is the source of this 3279-nucleotide messenger RNA. RefSeq names its product TKL protein kinase. Bases 1 to 3279 code for a protein of 1092 amino acids. Gene Ontology annotation, biological process: protein phosphorylation. The record is from RefSeq and is a predicted model, not a curated record. The transcript is spliced from 5 exons. Gene Ontology annotation, molecular function: protein kinase activity; ATP binding; protein binding. Lineage: Eukaryota; Choanoflagellata; Craspedida; Salpingoecidae.